AUGAAAAAAGUAGAAGAUAUUAUUAAAGAUCUCAAAAGACGUUGUUUUUCACAAGACAAAGCAAAAGGUGUCAAGGUGGAUGGUCAAAAUGUCAUAACAAUCGAUGGUCAAGAUGACAACAAGGACAACAAAGAUACCCAAAUGAAACCAUUAUUAGAUGACGAGCCAAUGGAUGAACAAGUUGGGGUUGACGCCCAAAUGGAACCUCUUUCUGGUGGUCAAGAUGAUGAUGAUGAUGGCGACGAUGACCAUCAUGCAUUUACAGAUUUCCAAGAUGAGGAAAAGUUAAAAAAUUUAACAGACAAGGAUUUAUCAAUUGCACUAGAUUCUAUCCCGCUCUUUGUCGAGAUUGCUCUCAAUGUGGCCUUUUAUGACAAGAUUGAUGAUUAUAUUCUCAAGAUUUUUAAAGAUAUUGGUUAUCCUGGUUUUGUCGUGUCGGAUGACGCAAAACAGAGAAGGAAAAACAAAAAUUUUGUUAAAGACAAAACUGUUAUCUUUUUUGGUGAUGCUGUAUUCAGACUCUAA
Messenger RNA from Cavenderia fasciculata, 525 nucleotides. RefSeq lists its product as uncharacterized. Bases 1 to 525 code for a protein of 174 amino acids. The record is from RefSeq and is a predicted model, not a curated record. The transcript has 3 exons. Lineage: Eukaryota; Evosea; Eumycetozoa; Acytosteliales; Cavenderiaceae.